Molecule: messenger RNA, 2739 nt
Organism: Loxodonta africana (African savanna elephant)
Lineage: Eukaryota; Metazoa; Chordata; Mammalia; Proboscidea; Elephantidae
Gene: ZNF251
Product: zinc finger protein 251
Exons: 4
Coding region: 92-2044 (650 amino acids)
Biological process (GO): negative regulation of transcription by RNA polymerase II
Molecular function (GO): DNA-binding transcription repressor activity, RNA polymerase II-specific
Source: RefSeq, a predicted model, not a curated record
CAGGUGUGCGAAUCGCUUCUUGGCUGCUGAGUCGUAGGGGGGCCUCCCCGAGGGCACCGCCUGCAGCCUGGGGCGCGGGCUGCGUGCAGAGAUGACUGAGGACGCGAACAAGGAGGAGGUGCCCCUGACCUUCCAGGAUGUGGCCGUGUACUUCUCUCAAGCGGAGGGGAAGCAGCUGGGCCCGCACCAGCGGGCACUCUACCGGGACGUGAUGCUCGAGAACUACGGGAACAUGGCCUCCCUGGGAUUCUCUGUUGCUAAGCCAGAGCUGAUCUCCCAGAUGGAGCAAGGGGAGGAGCUAUGGGUCCUAGAUCUUCUGGGAGCUGAGGAACCAGAGGUCUUGAGAAGCUGCAGGCCAGAUUCUGAGAUUGGAACUGAGAAAGAACUAUCCAUUCGAAACCAGAAAUGUUCUGAAGAAGUAAACACUACAGAAUUGAGAUCAAGUAGAUUCUCAAGGGGUAAUCCGCAGGCAUCCAAGAUGCAGGAAGCUUGGUGUGUGGGUAAACUAGAAGGGCAUCUGGGAAGUUCUGUUGGGCAGAAACCCCAUCUUCACAAGAGAGUUAGAGAAACAGCAGUCAUGCAUAAGAAGAGAUCUCCAGGAGAACAAACCCAGGAAUGUAGUAUGUUUGAUAAAAAUUUGAACCUGAACCAAAAUGCUGUCAGACCUCAAAGAAAUAAAACAGAGGAGAGAGUCUUUAAAUGUGAUGUGUGCAGCAAAACCUUCAAGUAUAACUCAGACCUAAGUAGACAUCAGAGAAGUCAUACUGGGGAAAAACCUUAUAAAUGUGUUCAGUGUGGGCGAGCCUUUAGUCACAGCUCAAACCUGAUUCUGCAUCGUCGAGUUCACACUGGAAAUAAACCAUUUAAAUGUAAUGAAUGUGGGAAAACUUUUGGGCUCAAUACCCAUCUCCUUCUUCACCGGAGAAUUCAUACUGGAGAAAAACCUUUUGGGUGUAGUGAGUGUGGGAAGGCUUUCAGUCGAAGCUCAACUCUUAUUCAACAUCGUGUCAUUCACAUAGGAGAAAAACCUUACAAAUGUAAUGUGUGUGGAAGAGCCUUCAGCCAGAGCCCACAGUUAACACAGCAUCAGAGAAUUCACACCGGAGAGAGGCCUCAUCAGUGUACUCAAUGUGGGAAGGCCUUCAGCCGAAGUUCAAGCCUUAUUCAACAUCAGAGAAUCCACACUGGAGAGAAACCCCAUAAAUGCAAACAGUGUGGGAAGGCCUUCAGUCAAAGCUCAAGCCUUUUUCUCCAUCAUAGGAUUCACACCGGAGAGAAACCGUAUGUAUGUAAUGAAUGUGGCAGAGCCUUUGGCUUUAACUCUCACCUUACUGAGCACCUAAGGAUUCACACUGGAGAAAAACCCUAUGUUUGUAAUGAAUGUGGCAAAGCCUUCAGUCGGAGUUCAACUCUUGUCCAGCAUCAAAGGGUUCACACUGGAGAGAAACCAUAUCAGUGCAUUGACUGUGGGAAAGCCUUCAGUCAGAGCUCACAACUCGCCCUACACCAGAGGGUUCACACUGGAGAGAAACCCUAUGAGUGUGGUAAUUGUGGGAAGGCCUUCAGCCGGAGGUCAACCCUCACUCAGCAUCAGAGAAUCCACACUGGAGAGAAGCCUAGUGACUGCAGGAAAUGUGGCCUAGCCUUUGUUCAUGGCCCCAGCUUUGUACCACGUGGAUCAACCCACAUUGUAGAGAAAUUCUGUGUGUGCGAUGAACAUGAAAGAGCCUUUAGCCACAGCACAAACCUUGUUCUGUGCUGGAACAUUCAUAUUGAAGAGAAAUCCUUAGCAUGUAGUGAAUGUGGAAAAAUUUUCAGGCCCACAUCACAGCCCACUGAACAUCAGGAAAUUCAUCCUGGGGAGAAACCCAAUAAAUGUCAUGAACAUGGAAAAGCCUUCAGUUGGGGUUCAACCCUUAUUCAACACCAGGUAACCCAGACUAGUGAAAAACCUUAUCAUUGUUCCAUGUGUGGGAAAGCCUUCAGCCAGAGCUCACAGCUUAUACUACACCAGCAAAGCUGGGGAGAAACCCCCUUUAAGUGACAAGUCUGGAAGAUACUUUAUUCAUUAUCAAAAAGAUUUUCUGAGAAAGACAUCUUUAAUAUGAUAAAUAUGGGAAUGAUUCAGCCAUUUUCCCCUCUUUUGUUGUAUGGACAAGACUGUGUUCCGUUUUUGUUGUACAGGUGAUCUGUGGUGCAAUGAAAGUAAAUAAGAAAGUCUAAAUAUUACUGGCAAAGCAAAAUAAACAUCACAGAUGACUCAAUUUUAAAUGUGAAAGUAAACACGAGAGGAUUCAUUCUGGAAAAUAAUCUCAUCUGUGCGAAGGCUAUAGUUAUUUAGAAGGUGGCCAGUGUGGCACCGUCUUAGUUACCUAGUGCUACUAUAACAGAAAUAACACAAGUGGCUGGCUUUAACAAAUAGAAAUUUAUUUGCUCACAUUUAGGAGGCUAGGAGUCCAAAUUCAGGGUGCCAGCCCCAGGGGAAGGCUUUCUCUGUUGGCUCUGCGGGAAGAUCCUUGUUAUCAGUCUUCCCCUGGGUCUAGGAGUUUCCCAGCGCAGGGACCCCAGGUACAAAGGACAUGCUCUGCUCCCAGCUCUUCUUUCUUGGUGGUAGGAGAUCCCUCUCCUCUCUGCUCACUUAUAUCUUUUAUAUCUCACAAGAAAUUGACCCAAGAUACAACUUAAUCCUCUAGACUGUGCCCUACCUCAUUAACAUAACAGACAACUCACUCCCAAAUA